AACCCUAGCUCUCAGUCUCCGCCGUCCGUCUUUGCAGGAAGGAGGAAGAAGCAGGAGGAGAGGCAAAAUGACGACCCGCUUCAAGAAGAACCGGAAGAAGCGCGGCCACGUCAGCGCUGGCCAUGGACGCAUCGGGAAGCACCGGAAGCACCCCGGAGGCCGCGGGAACGCCGGUGGUAUGCACCACCACAGGAUCCUCUUCGACAAGUACCAUCCCGGCUACUUCGGCAAGGUCGGGAUGAGGUACUUCCACAAGCUCCGGAACAAGUUCUACUGCCCGAUCGUCAACAUCGACAAGCUCUGGUCCAUGGUGCCGGAGGAUGCCAAGGCCAAGGCCAAGGCCACAGCGGACAAGGCCCCGGUGAUCGACGUCACGCAGUUCGGGUACUUCAAGGUCCUCGGGAAGGGAGUCUUGCCGGAGAACCAGCCGAUCGUCGUCAAGGCCAAGCUGGUGUCGAAGACCGCGGAGAAGAAGAUCAAAGAGGCUGGCGGAGCUGUUGUGCUCACCGCUUAAUUAGGUUAAGCUUUUCGCUUCACUGUGUUUUCUACUUUCAUUACGUUUUUUGCGGAUUGAGAUUAUCGAAUUAGAUGUUAUGUGCUAUGAUAGAAUUUUCCUUGUUGAUCGUUCCAAUGGUGAAAUUCCUCGUCUUCAGGCUAAAGUUACAACCUUUGCUCAAA
Messenger RNA from Punica granatum (pomegranate), 678 nucleotides. Lineage: Eukaryota; Viridiplantae; Streptophyta; Magnoliopsida; Myrtales; Lythraceae. The record is from RefSeq and is a predicted model, not a curated record.